CGCUCCGCACCGCCCCCGGCGCCAUGGCGUGCAGCCUCAAGGACGAGCUGCUGUGUUCCAUCUGCCUGAGCAUCUACCAGGACCCGGUGAGCCUGGGCUGCGAGCACUACUUCUGCCGCCGCUGCAUCACCGAACACUGGGUGCGGCAGGAGGCGCAGGGCGCCCGCGACUGCCCGGAGUGCCGGCGCACGUUCGCCGAGCCCGCGCUGGCGCCCAGUCUCAAGCUGGCCAACAUCGUGGAGCGCUACAGCGCCUUCCCGCUGGACGCCAUCCUCAACGCGCGCCGCGCCGCGCGACCCUGCCAGGCGCAUGACAAGGUCAAGCUCUUCUGCCUCACAGACCGCGCGCUGCUCUGCUUCUUCUGUGAUGAGCCCGCGCUGCACGAGCAGCACCAGGUCACCGGCAUCGACGAUGCCUUCGAGGAGUUGCAGAGGGAGCUGAAGGAGCAGCUUCAAGCCCUUCAGGACAGCGAGCGUGAGCACACCGAGGCGCUACAGCUACUUAAACGACAGCUGGCGGAGACCAAGUCCUCCACCAAGAGCCUGCGGACCACCAUCGGGGAGGCCUUUGAGCGGCUGCACAGGCUUCUCCGCGAGCGGCAGAAGGCCAUGCUGGAGGAGCUGGAGGCUGACACCGCCCGCACGCUGACGGACAUAGAGCAGAAGGUCCAGCGCUACAGCCAGCAACUGCGGAAGGUGCAAGAGGGGGCCCAGAUCCUGCAGGAGCGGCUGGCCGAGACGGACCGGCACACCUUCCUGGCUGGAGUGGCCUCCCUGUCUGAGAGGCUCAAGGGGAAGAUCCAUGAGACCAACCUGACAUACGAAGAUUUCCCAACCUCCAAGUACACGGGCCCUCUGCAGUACACCAUCUGGAAGUCUCUUUUCCAGGACAUCCACCCAGUGCCAGCUGCCCUGACCCUGGACCCAGGCACCGCCCACCAGCGCCUGAUCCUGUCUGAUGAUUGCACCAUCGUGGCCUAUGGGAAUCUGCACCCACAGCCCCUGCAGGACUCACCAAAGCGCUUUGAUGUGGAGGUGUCGGUGCUGGGCUCCGAAGCCUUCAGUAGUGGUGUCCACUACUGGGAGGUGGUGGUGGCCGAGAAGACCCAAUGGGUGAUUGGGUUGGCCCACGAGGCUGCCAGCCGCAAGGGCAGCAUCCAGAUCCAGCCUAGUCGUGGCUUCUACUGCAUUGUCAUGCAUGAUGGCAACCAGUACAGCGCAUGCACAGAGCCCUGGACGCGGCUCAACGUCCGUGACAAGCUUGACAAAGUGGGUGUCUUCCUGGACUACGACCAGGGCCUCCUCAUCUUCUACAAUGCCGAUGACAUGUCCUGGCUCUACACCUUCCGAGAGAAAUUCCCUGGCAAGCUCUGCUCCUACUUCAGCCCUGGCCAGAGCCAUGCCAAUGGCAAGAAUGUCCAGCCACUAAGGAUCAACACUGUCCGAAUCUAAUCCGGGCCAAGGGAGACCAAAGCCUACUGGGUCUGUGACCACCAGCAAGAGCCUUGCCCAGCAGACGGGAGCCUGGAUUACUCAGACCCACCGUGGCCACCCUGAGACCUCAGGCCAGUUGUUUAUCCCCCAGCCUCUUCUGCCCUGCCUGUGAGCUGGAGAUUGUGGUCCAUGGGUAAUAUCCUGUGGCUCUGAUCAUAAUGGGAUGUGACGUGGCUUCUCCCCAGGGCUGCCCUUGCCCAACCCAUCAUCCCUAUUCUCCCAGGGACAAGAAAUCUCCCUCCUUCUGCCCAGGUGACCUAGCCUCGUGACAGAUCAGAUGAGAUCACUAGCUAGCAGCCCAAAAGAUAUACAGAAUCCUCUUAUGCUUGUGGCCUAGGACGUGACUCGGCCCUGACCAAGAGAGUAAUGGGCCAUUUUACUCUUGACCCAAGUCCACAGGAGACCCGGGUGGGAGCUGAUCCUAGGGUUGUCUGAGGUCACCCUCUCCUGCCACCCCUGCACCAAGCCGAGAGCUGUGGGUUUCCUCCUCUCCCACUAAUCUUCAAGUCAGAGACGAUGCUGUGGCAUUUGACAGGCAGCCCACACAGUACAGUCACGCCACUACCUUCCAGUCCAUGGACUCUGGGGCAGGGUGAGGCGUAAAGGCCCCAGAAACCAACACAGAAUACUGUCAGGGCAAAGCACCAAUGGACGAUCCAUGUCCCAGCCAGCCCUCAUCAGCCAGGCUUCUGUGACCUGCUAUGGGGACAGAGAGGGCACUGGUUCUUUGUAUCAGGACCUGCCUGAACCCCAGGAGGGCUGUUGGUGGGGACCACCUUGGACUUGGCAUCUGACUCCCACAGGAUCCUGAUGCACAAACAAAAACCACUUUAGUUGGCUUCAUCAGACAAGAAUUCGAAAUUAGCUCCCUGGUGGCUUGCAAGAUCACUGGAAGGGCUGGAGGAGGAGAGCCUUGGGGUUUCCAGAAACAACUCCAAGUAGCUAACGGGAUCGUGUCUCGAGUAACCAGGAAAGCUGUUUCCACUUGCAGGGAGCCCCUGCCUCACAAGCUGCUCGCUGCCACUGUCCAUACCAGCAAGUGAUUGUCCGAGCCUGCCUCUCUCUCUCUCUCUCAACUCAGGUUCCAAAUCAACAUCUUUCAGAGGGAUCCCUUUGGGGAAACCUGAGUCAGAGCCCAGACUUUGACAGCAAAGAAGUCUGGGAAAUGUAGUUUUUCCAGCCUCAGCCAUACAGAAAGUUAACGUGGAGGUGGAACCGGCCCAUCUACGGUUUCCUUGCCACAGCAUCCAACUGUGCAGAACUCAGGAGAAUCCAUGAAUCCACCUCAAGGCCUUGACUUUGAAGCAGAGCUGCUAGAGAUGUCCUGCUCCAUGGCUCUGUCCCUGCCUGUCCCUGCCCAGAGGCAACAACCUCAGGAGUAGGUAGUAGUAGUAGUAAGAAGUGCAACCAAAAUGGCCCCCCAGCCUCGCUGUAGUCCUGGGACUUCAAUCCUGUAUUUGGGAUUCGGUGAGCAUGCCCAUCUCCAAGGAGCCAGAAUGGACGAACUUGAGGGGCUCCCACUUACAGCUGCCAUGCACUGGGGCCUCCCUGAGCAAGAGGAAUCCUGCGCCCUAUUCACACCCUCAACUCCCAGACUCCAGGCUACUCCUGACAGUAUUUUUAUUUAAAACAUUGCCCUUUUUUGUGCAUUAUGAUCAAUUUGUAUUAAAUUAAAGUUACAGGGCACAGGUGUCUGUUCCAUUCAUUCUGAUGAACACAAAGCCCCACCCCGGAGAGGCGACACUCAUUAGCAUAGCCAGUCCGUUCCCAAGGCAGCCCUGCUGGACACAGAUCAGGAGCACAGUGAGGUCCAAAGACAGGAUGUGAGUCUGAGAAGCCCACAGCCUACACUGGACAGUAAGAACCGAGUUCUAGGCCAGCACCCACACCACAGCCCUGUGAGGACAGCCCCAGGCAGGGCAGACCUCUCUGCCUCGAGAAGAAUGGGGCAGCCUUGAAAGCAGGAAGGGAAGCCUACAGGGCAGCAAGAGUCUUGUCUCUUAAACUAUAUAGGCCUGGGCUCUGGAUCAGGCUUUACUUUAGGAAAAACAGCUUAACCUCCCAGGGCCUAAGUUGCUCCCCUCAGAGAAUAGGGAUAAUAGCAUGGACUUAGCAUGAUUUAUUGGGAAGCUAUAAACUGAACAGUCAACGGGGCCUGUCUCUCCUCCUGCAGUCUGUGCCUGAAACUACA
Molecule: messenger RNA, 3684 nt
Organism: Peromyscus leucopus (white-footed mouse)
Lineage: Eukaryota; Metazoa; Chordata; Mammalia; Rodentia; Cricetidae
Gene: Trim62
Product: tripartite motif containing 62
Exons: 5
Coding region: 24-1451 (475 amino acids)
Biological process (GO): innate immune response; positive regulation of canonical NF-kappaB signal transduction
Molecular function (GO): zinc ion binding; protein binding
Source: RefSeq, a predicted model, not a curated record